Molecule: messenger RNA, 1101 nt
Organism: Impatiens glandulifera
Lineage: Eukaryota; Viridiplantae; Streptophyta; Magnoliopsida; Ericales; Balsaminaceae
Product: transmembrane emp24 domain-containing protein p24beta2-like
Exons: 4
Coding region: 345-971 (208 amino acids)
Biological process (GO): endoplasmic reticulum to Golgi vesicle-mediated transport; intracellular protein transport; Golgi organization
Cellular component (GO): COPII-coated ER to Golgi transport vesicle; endoplasmic reticulum; endoplasmic reticulum-Golgi intermediate compartment
Source: RefSeq, a predicted model, not a curated record
AAAUAGAUCAAAUUAAUUUUAAAUAUUAAUCAAUAGUGUAUAAUUGAUUUAUAUUUUGGUAAAUGUUUUGUUCAAAUAACUGAGAUAAUUCUAACAGUACCCCUUAAUAAAAAAAAGUGAUUAUUUCUUCAAAUGUCUCUAGACUUAUGGCGGUUUUGUUGCAUGAUUAUUUCUUCAUUGAGAAUAGUUCAAAACUCUAUCUAUCUCUCUCACACACACAAACAUAUGAAUUAUGCUAAUUUAUCGACAUACAUGUGAUUGAAUGAGCUAGGCUAUUUGUAGAAUAUAAGAAAAUGAGUAUUAUUCCUGUUAAAAAGAUGGAAAAGCAAUAGGAUUGAUGAAAAAUGCAGAUAUUUAUAGCUACAUUAAUCAUGAUAAUCCUAUACAAUACGAAAGGAUCUCAUUCUAUUAGAUUCGUAAUAGACCGAGAAGAAUGUUUCACACACAAUUCGCACUACGAAGGCGCCACCGCCCACGUUUCAUUCGUUGUAAUCAAGUCAGAAACCUCUUUGCAGCCCGGCCAAGAGGGGGUUGAUCUAACGAUAAAAGGGCCUUCGGGAGGACAGAUUCACAAAUUCAGCAACAAGAUAAGCGAGAAACACGAGUUUCAAGUUCAGAACAAGGGUCUUUAUCGAUUUUGCUUCACUAAUCAAUCUCCAUCCCAAGAAACAAUAGACUUUGAUAUAUAUAUUAGCCAUUUGGCUCACUUUGAUCAGCAUGCAACUGAUGACCAUCUUGUUCCAUUGAUGGAGCAAAUCUCCAAGCUGGAAGAAGCUCUUUAUAACAUCCAGUUUGAACAGCACUGGUUAGAAGCUCAAACCGAUCGUCAAGCAAUGGUAAACAAAGGAAUGGGCACAAGAGCAGUACACAAGGCUAUGUUCGAAUCGGCUGCAUUAAUUGGCGCAAGCGCUCUCCAAAUGUUCUUGCUGCAACGCCUAUUCGAAAUUAAACUCGGGAGAGCCAGUGUUUAGAUUUUGUUGGCAUUUCCCUGGAUAAAUGUAAUCUUGCAGAAAAAUCAGCAAUAAUAAUGGUUUAUAUAUAACUGAGGGUAUUCAAUUUCAAUCCAACACAUCCUUAAAAACAGUAAAAAAUAAAGGGGGA